UUGACCAACAAAAUCAGGAGAGCACUACUAUAUAUACUGUGCUUAUACUGUGACAUCAGUUGAAUCAAUCGUUUGAAAGUCGUGUAGCCUACAAUGAAUGAUAUAGAACGUUUUAUAAGAGUUAUGCAAGAAAAAAGGUUGGCUAAUCAGCGUGAAUUAGAAUGUCUUGAUGAAGAGUCUAGUGAACAUAAAGAAUUAAUGAAGGAAUUGCGAGACUUGAGAAGGGAGACAGAACAAUGCAAGGAAAACAUCACAAAACAUCUCAAUAUGAUAACAUCACACAAACAUUCUGUACAUAAAAUAGUACAUUCUACAAGCAAUAUUUCAGGCUUACCUGUAUCACAUGAUUAUGCACAGUAUAAAAAUAAUGUGAAUCCUUCAAAAUUAAUUCAAGAUGUGACAAUGUGCACAGAAGUUAUAGAAAACAAGUUAUAUCAAACAAAGUGCAGUAUUGCCCAGCUGGAAACAUUGAAGGAAAAUAUAGUAGUACUCCAACAUCUCUUAGAUAGUAGUAAUAAUAUUGAAGGUAAUCUCUUGUUUAUAAUCAAUAUUUAG
Molecule: messenger RNA, 555 nt
Organism: Atta colombica
Lineage: Eukaryota; Metazoa; Arthropoda; Insecta; Hymenoptera; Formicidae
Exons: 5
Coding region: 94-555 (153 amino acids)
Source: RefSeq, a predicted model, not a curated record